Abrus precatorius (Indian licorice) is the source of this 702-nucleotide messenger RNA. RefSeq names its product protein SODIUM POTASSIUM ROOT DEFECTIVE 2. Gene Ontology annotation, molecular function: metal ion binding. The transcript is spliced from 3 exons. The coding region runs from base 1 to 702 and encodes 233 amino acids. The record is from RefSeq and is a predicted model, not a curated record. Lineage: Eukaryota; Viridiplantae; Streptophyta; Magnoliopsida; Fabales; Fabaceae.
AUGAAAGGAAUUGAUUUGUUCUGUUCUUCCCCUGCUUCCACAGCAAUAACUUCUAGUAUGCACCAUCGUUGUAGAAGCACCAAAAGCUACGACCAUGAUCGAAGGAAAACCCAACUUCAUGUUCCUUGUUCAUCUCAUUUGCCCAUCAAUCCUAAGCCUUACUUCGAGAAGCAUAGAAAGAGUUCAGCAGAUAAGCAAAACAGUGACAUGCGUAGAAAAAGUUCUGUUGAUAUCAAUGACUUGUUUAUUCAUCCUAGUAGUGAUGGUUCAUCAAGAAGAUAUCUCCUUGGUGAUGCUCCAUUCAUUGAUUGGGUAUCUGAGUCUAAUAAAAUCCCAACAAUGGCUCCUUCUCUGCAUGACGCCAAAGGCAACUCCAAAGUUAUGACCAAAAACGAUUCUCCUACUCUUAAGUCCUCUUCUUCAGCUCACUCCAAGGACCAGGUUGUGGUGUUGAGGGUGUCAUUGCACUGCAAGGCCUGCGAAGGAAAAGUUAGGAAACAUAUUUCAAAAAUGGAAGGAGUAACUUCGUUCAGCAUAGACAUGGAGACAAAGAAAGUGACCAUCAUCGGAGAUGUGACACCACUAGGGGUACUGGCUAGUGUAUCCAAGGUGAAGAAUGCACAGCUAUGGUCAUCUACAACAGCAUCAUCUUCAUUAGUAUUAUCAUCAUCUUCUAGGCCAACAUUUCCAUGGUCGACAUAA